CCUGUAUUUGUCCAACGGUCCAUGAAGGCACCGCGAGGUUUGUUGUGGUCCUGCGGAGCUGUGUCCCCUGCCAGCCAAUCAGGGGCCAGGACGGGAGAGCAGGCGUGUCAUGUGACCACUCCCUCGCCUCCGCCCCCUCCGCUGAAAGUCCGACCGUCUCUCCGGUUUGAUUCAUUCCCGCUGAUCCGCUGAUAACGGUCCCUGCUGCUGGUCGGUUCCUAACGGUCCACACUGCUGCCUGUGAUCCGGUGAUAACAGUUCCUAACGUUCCCUGCUGGUGCUCCGUUAACGGUUCCUAACGAUCGGCUCCGUUCCUCCGGUUCGAACCAUGAAGACUAAGUUCAUUAACGGCGUCUCCUCGUCGCCCUCCCUUUCUCUGGGGCUGCUGGUGACGCAGAACGCCCUCCAGGUGCAGCCCGACGCCCAGGGGGACUCCAAGGAGCCGCUGCGGGCCGAGCAGAGCCCGGACCUGGACACCCGGCGGAGGGCGUUCCGGUGGUGCCGGGAGUUCCUGCACGGAGCCUGGAAGAGCGUGACGGAGGAGGAGUUCGGCAUCUCCAUCAUCAGAGGAGGUCUGAGCAACAAGCUGUUCCUCUGCAGCCUCCCAGACGGACGAGCUUCAGUCGGAGACGAACCCAGAAACGUCCUGCUGAGACUCUAUGGAGCCAUUUUACAGAUGUCCUGUAAUAAAGGAGAGUCUCGACAGUCCAACAAAGAAAACCACUUCCAGGGCGCUGAGGCCAUGGUUCUGGAGAGCGUCAUGUUCGCCAUCUUAGCUGAGAGAGAACUGGGACCGAAGCUCUACGGAAUAUUUCCUCAGGGACGUCUGGAGCAGUACGUUCCUAGCCGUAAACUGGACACGGUGGAACUCAGAGACUGCAGCAUCUCCGCUGAGGUCGCAGAGAAAAUGGCCAAGUUCCACGGGAUGAGGAUGCCGUUCAACAAGGAGCCUCAGUGGCUGUUUGGGACCAUGGACAAGUAUCUGAACCAAGUCAUGAAGCUGAACUUCACCAGAGAAUCGCAGCUCCGUCGAUUCAACCGACUGCUGAGCUACGACCUGCAGCGGGAGAUGGACAUGCUAAAGUCUCUGUUGGAGUCGACUCCAUCUCCUGUCGUUUUCUGUCACAACGACUGUCAGGAAGGGAACAUCCUGCUGCUGAAAGGCCGACAGACUUCAGACAAACAGAAACUGAUGCUCAUCGACUUUGAAUACAGCAGCUACAACUACAGAGGAUUUGAUAUCGGGAACCAUUUCUGUGAGUGGAUGUACGACUACAACUGUGACGAGUUUCCCUUCUUUAAGGUGGAUGCCCAGAAUUACCCGUCCAAAGCCCAGCAGCUUCACUUCAUUGAGAAUUACCUGCGUGAGUUCGACCCAGGAUUCCACAACCUGAGCCCCGACGACCAGGUGAAGCUGAAGGAGGAGCUUUAUGUGGAGGUGAACAGGUUCUCUCUGGCGUCUCACUUCUUCUGGGGUUUGUGGUCCAUCAUCCAGGCUCGACUGUCCACCAUCAAGUUCGGAUACCUGGAAUAUGCUCAGGCCCGCUUCGACGCCUACUUCCAGCAGAAGAAGAUCUGGGCGGUGUAACGGAGCGACCCGAUUGGACGGUUAACGCCAGGUUCGGCCUGACGGGUCGAUCAGAUUCACGCUUUACUUCCUCCUCGCCUGUCGGAGGAUCUGCUGCUGACCCAAACCCUGUGGGUCGUUGCUGAACGUCCGUCCCACAGUCCUGAAGGCCCAAACACUAGAAGUUCAACAUCGAUACUAACCUCCAUCCAAACCAUAGAACAUUACUGAUGGAGACGGUGAGAUUUAGGCCUGAGUGGCGUCUUUACAGAGAAGUGGAGGGUUUCUAGAGUUAGAACAGAUCGCUGGGAUGGGUUUCUGUGCAGUUUAUGCUUUUAUAUUGUCUGAUUUCUUGCACAGUGUUGGCUGAUAGUGGAGGGCUGAGCACCAAUCUCAACCCUCCACUAUCAGCCAACAUCACACAACUUGGCAGCAUGAAUGGACCCCAAAACACCACAAGUCACCAAAAUAUCCAUUGAAGCACUAAGAAACUGCUGUCACCUUAAGUUUUCUUUAAUAAAGGCUGCCAGUGGAGGGUUUAGCAGCUAAGGUUGGCCAAAAUGUGCAACUUGGCAGCACAGAGUGAUGCCAAAACACCCAAAAAGUCUCCAAAAUAUCCUUUAAAACGAUAAGAAACUGCUGUCAACUGUCUCAAAUGUGCAGAUUUGUCCCAAAUGGCCCAAAAUCACAUAAAAAUGGGUCAAAAUGAAGCAAAAAUAUUCCAAAAGUAUUCCAAAAUUAUGCAAAAUUUUUCAAAAAUUGUACAAUUUUACCCCUCAAUGACAAUAAAAUCGUGCAGCUUAGUAGCACAAAGUGACGCCAAAACACCAGAAAAGUCUCCAAAAUAUCCAUUGAAACAGUAAAAGAAACUGCUGUCAAUCAUCUUAAGUACACAAAAUUUGUUCAAAUGGCCCAAAACCACAUAAAAAUUGCUCGAAAUGAUGCAAAAAUUAACCAAAAAUGAUGCAAAAUUGCUCGACAAUUGUUCAAAUUCACCCAGAAGUUGACAGAAAUCAUAUCUUUGAUGAUUUAUCUGACAAAAGUUUUAAAAACAUUCAAAGUGUCCAACAUUUUACCUAAACACCCCCAGGUGUUCCCGAACUCUUUGAAUUUUCUUCCCGACUGUUGGUCUCAGCUGAGUGAUGUCCAGCUCCACAGUUCCACCAACAAGUGCAGAAUUUUUAUGUUUUUUACUAAAUGUAGUGAGAAAAAAGGAUUCAUAUUUGGUGAAUUUUUACCGAGAUCUGAAAUCCUUUUAAACUCAGAUUAGGGUCAUUGUUACACGUUACAGGAUAUUAGUUCAAGGACUAUGUGAAAGUCUGUUUUUCUAGUUUCUGGUUGAUAAAUGGUUUGUUCUGGAUUCAGAGGGUGAAUUAGUUUUUUUAUUGUUUUACUGUUUAAGGUGUGUUUAGUAAAGAUGUGAGAGCUGAAUCUCUCCGUCUAAUCAGAGCUCAUGUUAAUAACUGUGAUUCAUUCAUCCAGACGCCGUUCCUACCUCACCUCAACGCCUCGUUUUCAUCGUUUUAAUCAUUUUCAUCCAUUCAUCUCCUGCUGCUGAGAAAAACAUCACUUUGAAAAUGUGAAAAUUAAUGAAAGUUUACUGUUUGCUGACAUUUAAUCAUCUGUGAUGUCAGUUUAACACCAAUCAGCUGUUACAAGUAUUUCAUGUAACAGAAACUGACUUCUGCUAAACCGACGUGCUUUUCUUUCUUAUAGCUAGGGGGCGCCUUACAGCACAAACACGGCAGAUUCCUUCUCCAUUUUCAGCCAUCUAGUGUAGCUUUACCAACGUUCAGCCACAGGUUUAAUGGCUAACUAGCUAACUGAGCUAACUUUACCAACACAGCUUUGUUAAAACAUCAUGUCCAGCCAACUCUUUCAUGUUUCCAGUAAACGUGUUUCCGAGAAGAAUCCUAUGGAAAAAGAGUUUUAACGGAGAUCUCGACCGCUGCUUGAUGUUGUGCUAAAAUGCUAAAGCUAACUAAAUUUCUGAUCCUCGUAUGAGACACAAAACACUACAACUACAUAUUGUUCCAAAUUUAGUUUUUUUAAAUGCUUGUUUAUCGGUCACCAAUUAGCUAGCUAAGGCUAAUCUAAACAUGGUCACAGUUAGCUUCAGCUAAAGCUAAUUUAGUGACUUUGUCAUGCUGUUUUCAGUAACAGGGCAUUUAAUUUAGAUUUUCCAACAUCCUGGAUGCUAAAUUAGGAUGACGCUAAUCAUAAAAGACAAAAGUAAUAUGUAGACUCUAGCUAAACACUAACUAGCCUAGCCCAGCCUAGCUUAGAUGUUCAAUUGCUGACUACAGUAGUGAUUUCAUUGAGCACUUAUGUUUGUCUUUAUGGGAAAUAAUCAGCGUUGUGCAACUUGUAAAGCUUCUCUAAAGUCUGUUUUUCUGUUCAAAAAACUACAAAUCAAAUCACAGUGACUCCAGCUAGCUAAAGCUAGUCCGAGUACAGUCAGCUGUUUUUAGCUAAACAUAAUUUACUGAUGUUUCCAUGCUGUUUAAAUCUUAGUAAUUGGAUAAAUAAGGCUAAACCUAAUGGUAACAGAGAGAAGUAACAUGUAGAUUCAUGCUAAACACUAACUAGCAUAAUUUAGAUGUUUACAGAAAACCUAAAUAGCUAAAUUAGUGAUAUCAUGCUAAAAUGCCAAAUAGGUAAAAAAAAAAAAAAAACAAUUAAGGAUGUUUUACAAACCAAAACAUAGUGCUACGUAUUUGUAGUAUAAUUUUGAUUAUCUGUUUUCUUUUAAACAUAGAAAAAAUAAAGUAAAAUCCAAAUCACAGUGGCUGCACCCCCUGCUAAUUAAAGCUAAUUAAGGCUAGUCAGAGUUGUUCAGUUAGCUUCAGCUAUAACUAAUUUUCUAAUUUUUUUUCUUCUGAUGUUCCAACAUCUUACUAUGUUUAUAUUAUACCGAAUAAAUAUCGCUAAAGCUAAUGAUAAUGGGGAGUAGGAGUAGCGUAUUGAGUCAUGCUAAAAAUUAACUAGCAUAAUUGGAAUGUUUGCAGAAAGCCUGAAUAGCACACGAAUGAUAUCAUGCUAAUAUGCUAAAUAGGUUAAAAAAUGUAAGGAUUCUGUUUUACAAACCAAAAUAAAUGACUACAUAUAUCAUACCAAAUAAAUAUUGCUAAUGAUAAUGCAGAAAAGUAACAUGCUGAGUCAUGCUAGAAGCUAACUAGCCUGCUUUACAUGGCCGAUCACUGAUUUCAUCUAACUGUUUUGUCAUUCUAGGAGGUCAUUAAAUUAAGGAAAAUCCUUUUCUUACAUCUUCACUGUUAUUGUUAGCAUUAAAAGGUGCUAUCGUUAGCCUAAAAGUGCUUCUGAACAGUGAGUGAAUAAUAUAAAGCUAAUGUGCUAUGAUUGUUUUUAUUGUAGCGCCACAAGCUAAUGAUGUUAGCCUCAGUUUGAAAUCAACACUUCAGGAACAGCUAAUUAGCUCGAUGUGCUAGUAAGUUGCUAAGCCAGAACUGGACAAUAAACGGCUGUUGGAUUAGCAGGUUUAGCAAAAGUCAGUUGAAACACUGUCACCAAUGAUGACUAAACACUACGAAACACAGAAACACUGAUUUAGAGCUGUUUUUAAAGCUACAAGCUGUAGAGACUGAGUUAGCAUGUGGCUGUAGCCGUUAGCAUGUGGCUGUAGCCUUUAGCAUGCUUCUACUAAACCAAGCUGUGCCACGUCAACUCGCUCCUUCCUGUGAAGUUAAAGUGAAUUUGUUCUUCUGGGUGUUUUCUCUGUGACUUUAAAUGAAACCAAAUGAAAAUGUGAUGUGAAGCUGAACUAAAACUCAGCUGAUGAUGUUUUAAUGUCGACUUUUAGAGCACUUUUACGGAGCGAACACUUAAAUAAAAACUUUACACCUGUCUGAACUAUGACUGUAGGUGGUUAGAGUCUAUUUUACUGUAUAUUCCUUUAAAUGUGUAGUUUGUUUUCUGUAUUAUGGGAUGUGGAGGGAAAUACUGGAACAUCUUUUACAUCUCGACGGUCUUAAUUUUUUUUUUUACAUUUUCUUCUGCUGAACCUGAAUUUCUCUGUCCUUUUUCACAUUGUAUUUCUUUUCUAAAUGAUCUGAUUUGUAAUUAAAGAACAUUCCAUCUGUGUUUCUUCACUUUGAGUUUGACUUUGGACCAAAACGACGAUAAAUUUGGCUGCAAUUGGUUCUUGAAAAUAAUCUAAAUGAGAACAAACAGCCUCACUGAUGCUUCUGUUGACCGUACGUAACAUUCACUGAUAAACGCUUAUUAAAUCUGAACGUAUAAUGACUUAUAACGAUAUACUCACAACUACAGACUGUAUUAAAUAACAUUAAUCAUAAUAGUGUGUUAAAUAAUGAAGAAAUGAACUCGGCUGUAAAUUUAUUGCUUUGCACAAAUAAAAGGUAAAAAUGAGACAAUGA
Acanthochromis polyacanthus (spiny chromis) is the source of this 5964-nucleotide messenger RNA. RefSeq names its product choline kinase alpha (gene chka). Gene Ontology annotation, biological process: CDP-choline pathway; phosphatidylethanolamine biosynthetic process. The record is from RefSeq and is a predicted model, not a curated record. The transcript has 12 exons. Gene Ontology annotation, cellular component: cytoplasm. Lineage: Eukaryota; Metazoa; Chordata; Actinopteri; Pomacentridae. The coding region runs from base 329 to 1588 and encodes 419 amino acids. Gene Ontology annotation, molecular function: ethanolamine kinase activity; choline kinase activity.